Fomitopsis serialis is the source of this 1041-nucleotide messenger RNA. RefSeq names its product NAD-P-binding protein. The record is from RefSeq and is a predicted model, not a curated record. The coding region runs from base 1 to 1041 and encodes 346 amino acids. Gene Ontology annotation, biological process: cellular response to oxidative stress. The transcript has 6 exons. NCBI's taxonomy places the organism in Eukaryota, Fungi, Basidiomycota, Agaricomycetes, Polyporales, Fomitopsidaceae. Gene Ontology annotation, molecular function: quinone reductase (NADPH) activity. Gene Ontology annotation, cellular component: cytoplasm.
AUGUCCUUCCCAUCGCAAAUCAAGGCCGUUGGUAUCCACAAGACGGGCGACUUCGACGUAAUCGAGGACCUCACGUUGCCAUUUCCGGAGAAUGCACCCGGUAAUGUGCUCGUAAAGGUGCACUAUGGCGGUGUCAACUUCAUUGAUACGUAUUUCAGGAAGGGGCUGUACAAGAUCGAUCGCUUUCCGUACGUGCAGGGCACAGAGGGCGCAGGCACCAUCGCGGCGCUGCCAUCAGAUCCCAGCGUCGUGAAUGACGAGGAGUUCAAGAAACGAGGAUUCAAGGUCGGAGGGAAAGUAGCCGUUUACGCUGGGCCCGUCGGUACCUUCACCGAAUAUGCCACGAUUCCUUGGGCCAAGGUCUAUCCCGUCCCGGAGUCUGUCUCUCUCAGAACGGCAGCGGGUCUAUUCGUCCAAGGUCUGACUGCGCUGACGUUCAUCACGGAAGCGUACAACGUCCAGCGGGGGGACUACAUACUUGUCCACACCAUCGCAGGCGGACUGGGCCUGCAGUUCGCGCAGCUGUUGAAGGACCGCGGCGCCAUCGUGAUCGGGACGACGUCAACCAAGGAGAAGGCGGAGCUCGCGAAGAGCUAUGGCGCUGACCAUGUCAUCCUUUAUCGGGACGAGAAUGUGGUGGAACGCGUCUUGGAGAUCACUAAGGGCGAGGGCGUGCAUGCUGUCUUCGACGGGGUAGGGAAGGAUACCUUCGAAGACAACUUCAAGCUACUCCGCCGGAAGGGGACCCUCGUCUCUGUCGGGAACGCGUCGGGUGCCGUCCCGCCGUUCCCGCCCCUGAAGCUCGUCGAGAAGAACCUCAAGCUUCUCCGACCCACUAUGGGCAAUUACAUCUUCACGCCAGAAGAGGGACGCCUGUACAGCUCGGAGCUCUUCCGCUUCGCCGCUGAGGGCAAGCUCAAAUUGCAGAUCCACAAGGAGUACCCACUUACCGGCGAGGGCGUGCAGCAGGCGCAGAAGGACCUCACUGGCGGGCAGACGGUUGGUAAGCUGCUCGUCAGGGUUUCUGAUGAGGAGAGAUAG